Molecule: messenger RNA, 474 nt
Organism: Adineta steineri
Lineage: Eukaryota; Metazoa; Rotifera; Eurotatoria; Adinetida; Adinetidae
Source: the annotation of a GenBank genome assembly
AUGAUGUCUAAAAUAGUUGGUUGGCAAUUUAAUUGUGCUAGUACAACUUGUUUACCAUUUUCUACUCUUACUGUGUCGGACAUUUUCAAAUGCGAACUAGCUUGUUUAGCUCAAAUUCAAUGUGAAGCAAUUAGUUUUCAUCAAUCAACUACUAAGUGUGAAUUAUUUGCCAACAUACCGAAUCAAAAUGGGAAUAUGUUGGCCAAUAUUGAUGUUGUGACUAUGAUUGUUAUAGAUCAGACAAGGUUUCCAGCAGAACCGGUAGCAUCAUCAUCUAUAUUAUCAUCAACAUCAGCAAUAUUAACAACAAACGACGCAACAUCACCAUCCACCUCAUUAUUACCAUCAACAAAAAUCAACACCACGUUAGCAUCAGCAACUAUCAACACAACGUCAGUAUCAACAACAAUUAAUACUACGUCAAUGUCAACAACCAUCAACACAACAUCAUUACCGACAACAGUUGGUGAGUGA